This is a messenger RNA of Physcomitrium patens, 1412 nucleotides long. RefSeq lists its product as uncharacterized. Gene Ontology annotation, cellular component: spliceosomal complex; nucleus. Gene Ontology annotation, biological process: mitotic DNA damage checkpoint signaling; mitotic DNA replication checkpoint signaling; nuclear DNA replication. Gene Ontology annotation, molecular function: nucleic acid binding; zinc ion binding. The record is from RefSeq and is a predicted model, not a curated record. NCBI's taxonomy places the organism in Eukaryota, Viridiplantae, Streptophyta, Bryopsida, Funariales, Funariaceae.
CCCAGCAGCCGUGAUCAAUCACGUCGAACUUCGAUGCUCCUCCUGCUCCAUGAACUCUCACCGAAGCCACGAAUUGUCACCCUUACCACGCCCAUUACGGUUCUGUAGAAAAUUCCAAAACGAUCUGCGAUGAUUCUGCCCGUGAAGCUACUUCUUUCCACCAAUUGCCGAGUUUAGGGUUUCGGUAGUGCGUGUUCGUGGUCGCUGUGAAGCAGUCGGUGGUGACGAGAUAGCCCUGCUUUUGGGUGGUUCGAAAAGCAAUGACAGGACCUGUGAAGAGAAGAUUUCCGAAGUCUGCCAAGCCUGCUCCAGCUGUAACCCAUGCUAGUCUUUUACACGCGAGGAGACCUCCACCUGCUCCUAAAGCCAGCUCAACCAUUACACCAGUUGCUCCGAAAGCCAACUCAAUCGCAACACCAGCUGCGCCUAAUGUCAGCUCCAGCGGGUUACCAGCAGACUUCUUUGACACACCGAGUGCACCAACCUCUAAACUACCUGCGGACUUUUUUGAUUCCUCGAAUGCCCCAAGUGCCAAAAGAGUGUGUAUUGAUGACAAGGUUCAAACAACAAGUAGUUCUCCAACUUUUCAGGAACCAGUUGUUCAAACGUUGCUAAAUAGAGCUGUGCAACCUGCAAAACCUACACCUCCCUCUGCUGAGAAUGAUGCUGUCACUGGGACGGUUCCCGAAGGUUUUUUUGAUAAUGUUGAUGCCGACCACCGUGCUAGAGGUCUAGAACCUCCCAAAGUUGACAUCAAGGAGGAAUACAAAGAGUUUCAGAAGAGUAUAAAGGUGGAUUUGGUGGCAGUCGAUAUUCAGCAAGAAGAAGAUGAGGAAGAAGCAGCAGACAUUAGAGAAGAACUCCAGGAGAUUGAGCAGAGAUCUUUUAUGGAGAGGGUUGAGAUGCUACGGAAGGCGAAAGAAGAAAGAGUGUCAAAGGUGAAAGCAGAGAGCGUAGUGGCGUUUCCUGCUACUAUGGGUGCUGACGAUUACGACGAGUCUGAAGACGAGGAGGACGACGAUGACAUUGCCUAUGACUGGAGAGCAAAAGAAAUAUAGAAUGAUGCGGUGGCAUACAGAAUGGAAGCAUUAAUCCUCAAGAAAAUCUGUAAUGGGUCCAGUUUUGGUAAUUUUACCGACAUUGUUGUUGGACACCAGCAGAGGUGACUAAAGAAUAGCGUCACACGGGUAUCAUCGAGUUUAUUUAGAACGAGGAGAGUGACACAAUCCGACAAUCCGCAUGUUAAUGUUGUAGAGAAAUUGCCAAAUAAUUUUGAACUGGGAAUUCCUUUGGAUACUGUUACAUCCAUCGUCCCUUUAUCUGAAGAAUACACGUACUUUUAUAGGAUUUUUUCCUUUCUUAAUCUUAAGUUUCAGUUAAUGAGCAAAGCUUGAGCUACAUAUAUUCUUAUA